AUGUCCGGCUCGGGCCGCCCAACUUACAGGACAAUUGAGGUUGAAGCCGGGGUUCUUCCCCCGCCGGCCACGCGGCUCGUCGUAACUCAGCACUUCCGGGCCUCCCAAGAUCCCCCCUUCUGGGCCUGGAUCAUCGUGGGGGCUUUCUUCGACGAGGAAGACAACAUCAUCUGGAGCACAGAGGUAUUUGCGGGUCACCUCGACAUUCAAGUGGAGUCGGACGACGAGAGUGACAGCGACGAGAGCAGCGCGUCAGAGACCCAGGUUGGACAGGACAAUAGGGAGGGCCCCUAUUCAGCGUCAGCCGUUUAUUCUCCUGAUCCUGAAGUUUUUGAUUACUACGCUCACGAAUCUUACGACGACGACGACGACGACCUGUAUCAUCAACAGCGAUACACGAUCCAGCAGGACUUCGACCACUUCUCGAUAAACUCUUCCCUCACCCCCCCUUUGGCUUGGGAUCCGACUCGUCAAGGGCCUGUCCCAGGAUACUGGCAAGCUUCGUAUAACCCAGCCCUCCGCCGUUGGGUUCAUACCUGGCAGCCCUUUUGUUAA
Ilyonectria robusta is the source of this 555-nucleotide messenger RNA. RefSeq lists its product as uncharacterized. The transcript is spliced from 2 exons. The coding region runs from base 1 to 555 and encodes 184 amino acids. Lineage: Eukaryota; Fungi; Ascomycota; Sordariomycetes; Hypocreales; Nectriaceae. The record is from RefSeq and is a predicted model, not a curated record.